Coregonus clupeaformis (lake whitefish) is the source of this 930-nucleotide messenger RNA. RefSeq lists its product as uncharacterized. Gene Ontology annotation, biological process: response to bacterium. The record is from RefSeq and is a predicted model, not a curated record. Lineage: Eukaryota; Metazoa; Chordata; Actinopteri; Salmoniformes; Salmonidae. The transcript is spliced from 5 exons. Bases 1 to 930 code for a protein of 309 amino acids.
AUGGCUGCUGCACAAUCCUCUGAAAUUCAUCUUGUUACAGCCAAUGUUGGAGAGACAGUGACUUUGCACUGCUUCUAUAAAGGCAACCUGGCACGGUACUUUAUGUGGUACAAGCAAACAAUGGGUGACAAUCCUCAAAUCGUAUCAACCUUUUACAAGUAUAACAAGAAUGCAACAUUUUACCAUGCAUUUAAGGGUAACACUCGCUUCUCAGUGCAAAGCGGUGAAGGAAUUAAUCACCUAAAGAUCUCAGACAUGCAGCUCUCUGAUUCAGCCACAUAUUACUGUGGGAACUCUUAUGCCAACCAGGUGGAGUUUGAAGAAGGAGCCAUUCUGAUUGUGAAAGGAUCAGGGUCCAGAAACAUGUCUGUGCUCCAGCAGCCUGUGUCUGAGUCAGUCCAGCCAGGAGACUCUGUGACUCUGAACUGUACAAUACACACUGAGACCUGUACAGGAGAACACAGUGUCUAUUGGUUCAGACAUGGCUCAGGAGAAUCCCUUCCAGGAAUCAUUUACACCCGUGGAGACAGGAGUGAUCAGUGUGAGAAGAGCCCUGAGGCUGGGUCUCCUACACAGAGCUGUGUCUACAACCUCCCCAAGAGGAACCUCAGCCUCUCUGAUGCUGGGACUUACUACUGUGCUGUGGCCUCAUGUGGGGAGAUACUGUUUGGGAACGGGACCAAGCUGGACAUUCAAAGCCGUAGGGCAGACCCUCUUCUCUUGGAGUACUGCCUGGGUGUAGCAUUGGCUUUCUCCUUAAUCCUGAUCAUUGUCCUUGCUUGCAUCAUGUAUAAGAUGAACCAGAGAAAGUGUCUGCAGUGCAGAGUCCAGCCACGAGACUCUGUGACUCUGUACAAUGUGAAGAAGAUUGUCGUACCGGAAUAUGGUGUAAAAAAAAAUGAAGCGUCCAGUUCGACCAAUCAUCUGUAA